UGCGAAGGUGAGUAUUGACCAAAAAACCAGGUACAAAGUGCAGAAAAAAGACAGUUGGUUUGAGGUUAUUCAGUUGCUCAUUCGCCCUGACAAGACAUUUAACACAGAUAAGCCUUGGGCAACAGAUGAGACUUCCCCUUUGCUCCUUCUACAGUUUUCGUCAUUUCCUCUCCCAGAGUCCGGCGGCCGCUACACAGAGACGAGGCUUCAAGGGGAUAGUAAUGCGCCUGGUGCAGUUUCGUCAUCGAGGUGAUGGAGAUGGCAUCAGGGUGGGAGUGGAGCAAGGUGAGGGGCUCGGUGUGGUGGACCUGAAGGCAUUUGACCCCUCCAUGCCUUCAACCAUGAGAGAGCUGCUGGAAAUGGGAGACAGAGGCCUUGAAUGUGCACAGAGAGCGUUGGAGUCCGGCCAGUGUGUGGUGAAACGAGCACAGAUCCAGCUACUGUCGCCUGUUUUGGCCCCAGAGAAGGUGGUGUGUGUGGGUAUGAACUAUCGGGACCACUGUCUGGAGCAGAACGCCCCCAUUCCAAAGGAACCCAUCAUCUUUAGCAAGUUCCCCAGCGCCAUUACGGGGCCGUAUGAUGAUAUUAUUCUGCCCUCAGAGAGCAAGGAGGUGGACUGGGAGGUGGAGCUGGCCUUUGUGAUUGGUAGAAGAGGAAAACACAUCAAGGAGGAAGACGCGCUCUCCUACGUGGCCGGGUUCACGGUGGCCAACGAUGUCAGCGCGCGCGACUGGCAGAUGAAGCGUAAUGGAAAGCAGUGGCUGCUGGGAAAAACAUUUGACAGCUUCUGUCCUCUUGGCCCUGCUUUAGUAACCACUGAUGCUGUGACGGAUCCCGACAACCUGGGCGUCCGCUGCCUGGUGAACGGAGAAACGGUCCAGAGCAGCAGCACGGCUCAGAUGAUCUUCAAGACGCCAGCGCUGGUCGCAUGGGUCUCAAAGUUUGUGACGUUGACUCCAGGAGACGUGUUCCUGACCGGAACUCCUCCAGGUGUGGGCGUGUUCAGGAAGCCACCUGUGUUUCUUAAGAAAGGAGACGUGGUUGAGUGCCAGAUAGACCAGCUUGGCUCUAUCAUCAACAAAGUUGUAUAAACCCUGAGACAAGCAUCCACGGAGGAAGGUCAUCUGUUUAAUUAACAACACUUCCGAUCACACGCUCUGCACCAUCACCUAAAAGCAGCAUGAAAUGUGUAAAAAUCUUUUUUAUCCCUGCUAUUACAGUAAUAGUGAGGAAGGAAAGUGUGAUAUUUUAACCACUUCAAACUGCAGUUAUGUGAUCCAACCUACAGAGUCACAGUGGUCACCAGCAUCCACCCACUCAGGCUGCAGCAGAAACCGGGAACCUCGCCAUUUAUUUAAUCACAUAAGAAGUUAUUCUACUCAUGUUUUUAGGAUAAACUUGAUAUCAUAUCAGGAAUGAACUUAAAGGACUUGUAUGGUGACCAAUCAAAAUAAUACAGACUACUUGUAAUAGAGAGAAAUUCCGAUGUGGCAUUUUCAUUUUAUGCCUCAUAAUGUUUGAUAGACAUUUUCAAUCAUUUCUUUGAUGUAUGUUUGUGCUUAUUCUAUUUUCUUUUUGCCUAAACGCCAGUAAUUAUCCCAUUUAAAAUAAAUAAAUGUUUUUUUUCUCCC
Molecule: messenger RNA, 1631 nt
Organism: Cololabis saira (Pacific saury)
Lineage: Eukaryota; Metazoa; Chordata; Actinopteri; Beloniformes; Belonidae
Gene: fahd2a
Product: fumarylacetoacetate hydrolase domain containing 2A
Exons: 8
Coding region: 126-1091 (321 amino acids)
Molecular function (GO): hydro-lyase activity
Source: RefSeq, a predicted model, not a curated record